UUGGUUGGAGCUGUUCAAUCAAGAAGGAAGAUGGCGGCGGCGGUGAGGCAGGAGUUGGCCCAACUUAUGAAUUCUAGUGGAUCGCACAAAGAUCUGGCUGGGAAGUAUCGACAGAUCCUUGAAAAAGCUGUUCAGUUUAGUGGCGCAGAGCAGCUCGAGGCUUUGAAGGCUUUUGUGGAAGCCAUGGUGAAUGAAAAUGUCAGUUUAGUGAUCUCAAGGCAGCUGCUGACUGACUUCUGCACUCACCUUCCCAAUCUUCCUGACGGCACUGCAAAGGAGAUAUACCAUUUCACACUGGAGAGGAUCCAGCCCAGGGUCAUUUCAUUUGAAGAGCAGGUGGCCUCAAUCCGACAGCACCUUGCAACGAUCUACGAGAAAGAGGAGGACUGGAGGAAUGCUGCUCUAGUCCUAGUGGGCAUUCCUUUGGAGACGGGACAAAAGCAGUAUAACGUGGAUUACAAACUAGACACCUAUUUGAAAAUCGCUCGUCUAUACCUUGAGGAUGAUGAUCCAGUGCAAGCGGAAGCUUACAUUAACCGAGCCUCUCUGCUCCAAAACGAGUCCACCAACGAACAGCUGCAAAUACACUACAAGGUGUGCUAUGCCAGAGUCCUGGACUACAAAAGGAAAUUUAUAGAAGCGGCACAGAGAUACAACGAACUCUCAUAUAAAUCUAUUGUACAUGAAAGUGAACGGCUGGAAGCUCUGAAGCACGCCCUGCACUGCACAAUCCUGGCAUCGGCAGGACAGCAGCGGUCUCGCAUGCUGGCCACUCUGUUUAAGGACGAGCGUUGUCAGCAGCUGGCUGCCUAUGGGAUCCUGGAGAAGAUGUAUCUAGACAGGAUCAUUCGGGGGAACCAGCUGCAGGAGUUUGCUGCCAUGUUAAUGCCUCAUCAGAAAGCAACCACAGCCGAUGGUUCAAGUAUCCUGGACAGAGCAGUCAUUGAGCACAACCUGCUUUCUGCCAGCAAGCUCUACAAUAAUAUUACAUUUGAAGAGCUGGGGGCUCUACUGGAGAUCCCGCCAGCCAAGGGCUCUUUUCCCGCUGUCGAAGCCCCUGGUUACAGAUGCGACUUGGCAGAAAAGAUAGCCUCCCAAAUGAUAACCGAGGGUCGAAUGAAUGGCUUCAUCGAUCAGAUAGAUGGCAUUGUUCAUUUUGAAACUCGUGAGCCUUUGCCCACCUGGGACAAGCAGAUCCAGUCACUGUGUUUCCAAGUCAAUAACCUCCUGGAGAAGAUCAGCCAGGCAGCGCCCGAGUGGACAGUGCAAGCAAUGGAAGCACAGAUGACCCAGUAACUCUCUCUCGCCCUCUAGUUUGGACGUUGUCUUCUCCCCAUUCCCUUGCACUGCGAGAGAACAGCAGACCCUUUGUUCAAGAUCAUACUCUAUUUAAAAAUUGCAAAAAUGCUGUUUUGUUGUUUCAGAUAUUCAUGCACAAAAAAAGGGAACAUAUCUCCGUUUUAGGCUAUGUCUAAAUUUAGAAAUAUUAACAGUUUCCUCUUUUGUGUAUUUUCCCAUCCUAGGGACACCUGGGAUCAAGAGAACCGCAGCAGUCGCUAGUUGGCAGAGCAUUGUUUUACUAAGCUGUAAUUAUAAAAUUUUAUAACUUUUUUUUUCUUCUCUAAUUGUCACUAGAAACACUAUCACUGGUGUUUCUUGAAGAUCUUCUAUUUCUUUGCUCUUUUUUUAUAGUUUAAUUUAGAUUAUACAAAUAGUAUAUGUAUAAAAAUACAAUGCUAUAGAUAGAGUUGCUGUUGCUUCCUGGCACUUGGUGCUUUUACAAUAUGUUCAGACUCACACCAAGGGUCUAGCUGCCGCAUUAACUGCAGCAAGGAAACAGCAGUUGAUCUGUGGCGUUGUAUUUGAAAUAUUUGCAUAUCCUGACUUAAUGCUACAAAACAAGUGAAGAACCAAAAGAUAAUACAUUGGGACAAGUGAUAAUUUACCAAGUAAGAGCUCUCCUUCACCCCCACCCCAAAUUAAUAAGAAUACGUAUCUGAAUAAACUCACUGCAGUCUCA
Messenger RNA from Polyodon spathula (Mississippi paddlefish), 2020 nucleotides. Its product is annotated as COP9 signalosome complex subunit 4-like. Lineage: Eukaryota; Metazoa; Chordata; Actinopteri; Acipenseriformes; Polyodontidae. The record is from RefSeq and is a predicted model, not a curated record. The transcript is spliced from 11 exons. The coding region runs from base 31 to 1296 and encodes 421 amino acids. Gene Ontology annotation, cellular component: COP9 signalosome; cytosol.